Molecule: messenger RNA, 1351 nt
Organism: Hippocampus comes (tiger tail seahorse)
Lineage: Eukaryota; Metazoa; Chordata; Actinopteri; Syngnathiformes; Syngnathidae
Gene: wnt8b
Product: wingless-type MMTV integration site family, member 8b
Exons: 6
Coding region: 93-1175 (360 amino acids)
Biological process (GO): canonical Wnt signaling pathway; multicellular organism development; neuron differentiation
Cellular component (GO): extracellular region
Molecular function (GO): cytokine activity; frizzled binding
Source: RefSeq, a predicted model, not a curated record
GAGCGCCCCCUCCUCAUCCUCCUCUUCCUCUUCCUCGUCCAGUUUUGCAGGAGAAGCUCUUCCAGUCUCCAUCUCCUUCGUCACCUGUCAGCAUGUUCGUGCAUUGGGAGGUUCGCUUCUACAUUUUCAUCCUGCUGGCGCACAUGAGGUCCUACUGCUGCUGGUCAGUGAAUAAUUUCUUGAUGACUGGACCCAAGGCGUACCUGAUCUAUUCCAGCAGCGUGGCGGCGGGAGCCCAGAGCGGCAUCGAAGAGUGCAAGUACCAGUUUGGAUGGGACCGCUGGAACUGCCCCGAGAGAGCCCUGCAGUUGUCCACACACAGCAGCCUGCGCAGCGCCAAUCGGGAGACGGCGUUCGUGCACGCCAUCAGCUCAGCUGGUGUCAUGUACACACUGACCAGGAACUGCAGUCUGGGCGAUUUCGACAACUGCGGCUGCGACGACAGCCGCAACGGGCAACGAGGUGGUCACGGUUGGCUGUGGGGCGGCUGCAGCGACAACGUCGGCUUCGGCGAGGUCAUCGCCAAGCAGUUUGUCGACGCUUUGGAGACCGGGCAAGACGCCCGAGCGGCUAUGAAUCUGCACAACAACGAAGCUGGCAGGAAGGCGGUCAAGGGGACCAUGCAGAAGAUGUGCAAGUGCCACGGGGUGUCGGGGAGCUGCACCACGCAGACUUGCUGGCUGCAGCUGCCCGAGUUCAGGGAGGUGGGCAACUACCUGAAGGAGAAGUACCACCGAGCUCUGAAAGUCGACCUCCUCCGCGGGGCCGGGAACAGCGCGGCCAACCGGGGGGCGGUGGCCGAGUCCUUCAGCUCCGUCUCUCGCAAGGAGCUGGUCCACCUGGAAGACUCGCCCGACUACUGCUUGGAGAACCGCACGUUGGGUCUGCCGGGCACCGAGGGUCGCGAGUGCCUGAAGAAGGGGAAGAACUUGAGCAAGUGGGAGAAGCGCAGCUGCAGGAGGCUGUGCGGCGAAUGCGGCCUGGCCGUGGAGGAGCGCAAGGCCGAGACGGUGUCCAGCUGCAACUGUAAGUUCCACUGGUGCUGCGCGGUCAAGUGCGAACAGUGCAGGAAGACGGUGACCAAAUUCUUCUGCGUGAAGAAAGGAGGCGCUAGGGGGAGGAAUGAGAGCGCGGGCGGACGGCGUAAGACCCUCAAGCCCGGCAAGAAGCACUGAGCCUCCCCUUGGAAUACUUUGGGUCAGAUUUGGGAGUGGGGGGGAACAGUUGUACAUUUCCAGAAAUGAAAAAAGACAAUCUCAAGCCAGUUGCUUGAAAUAUACUCCAAUAACUCCUCCGCCUCUCCCGUCAAAUUCAGAGAGAUUUUCCAUCAGUCCAUUUUCCGAUCCGCUUU